Molecule: messenger RNA, 765 nt
Organism: Echinostoma caproni
Lineage: Eukaryota; Metazoa; Platyhelminthes; Trematoda; Plagiorchiida; Echinostomatidae
Source: the annotation of a GenBank genome assembly
AUGGCCAAUAGGUUUGCUCAAACCGGCGAUGGAAAAGCCCCAACGUUCUUCAUUCCUGCUUCGUACAAAGGACAUCAAAUUAGUAAACCGACCAUCAGUCCACCAAAAACCGCUGGUCCUCUUUCAGGCAAUCAUGUGACCAGCCCAACCAAGAGACUUGAAUCAGGACAAUCCAUCGACUCUAAUAGUAUGCUGAACCCCGGGACGACCGGAAUCAAUACAUUCAGUCAAAUUAACAAUAACUCCAAUACUAACAAUAAAAGUGCAAACGUGAAUAACGCGCCCCGACCUGGAGCAAAACCGGGGGAAUCACAGCAGUCUGCUUAUCUGCUAGCAUCUCCCAGUGGUGUACUGGAUCUUUCACUGUAUAAUUUCGUCCCGGCACAGAACAAGAAUAAUACCACUACAACCAAGGCGGCCAAUGGAAAGUCCGGGAAUGGUCAAAUGAACGGUACAAAUACGAACGGUUUGGGCGAGGACAACGCGGAAACCCUGGACCUGGUCGACGGUGGCGAGGUUUCAGUUGUACCCAAGGAGAAAAAACGACGACGAUUUCGUCGACCGCGACGGAAUAGCAAAUUAGACAAACUGAUCCGACUGCUGGAGGACAAGCGGGUCGGAGAUGAUGAUGAAAAUGCAGAGGAGCUGGAAGACCUCCAAAUGCCACGGUUGCGGAAAGUGCUCAACAUCAUUUUUGUUACACUCGGAGUGUGUUUCCUGCUGGCAGUGAUUAUUGUGAUCAUGUACACAACUAUUGCCACGUGA